AUGGCUCAUAUUAAUUUUUAUUUGCUUCGUAUAAGACGAUAUUGUCUUCGAUAUAGUCUUUAUUGUAGUCGACGACCAAGAUUAAAUCGUAUUAUAAAAAUUUUGUCUAUUAUUAUUAUUGGCUUUCUUUUUAUGACUUUGAUUAAUGGUGUUCUUUUUUCAAGUGUUCUAUUUUUGCAAGAAAAUAAUAAUGAACCUGAUUAUGAUCUUGAUACACGACCAUAUUAUAAAACAAUUGAGAUGAAGAAACGUUUCGAUGAUUCAGGAAAUUAUUUAAUUGUACAAAAUUUUGUACAAUAUCAAACAAAUUUAACUAAAAAUGCUGAUUUAAUUGCACUCAAUUUACAUACUGAUAUUGAACACCUUCAUUUAUUAUUACAACAUGCUAAAGUUUGGGAUGGACCAAUUUCAUUAAGUUUAUAUGUUAAAGGUGCUCGAGGUAGUGAUGAUAUUGAUUAUGCAUCAAUAUGGCUCCGAUGUAAUCGACGAUCAUUUAAAGUACUCAAUAUUCAUCUUGUUAUUUCAGCAAAAGCUUAUAAAAGCUCAAUAUCAAAUCAGCACAAUUCUCACAGUGUCAAAUAUGCUGUCAAUUGUCAACAUAUAACUUAUGCUAAUCAUACUGAUGAAACAGAUUCUACUCCAUAUCCAUCAAAUCUUCUUCGUAAUAUUGCUCGUAUUGGCAAUACAGUUCCAUCUGUAAAAUAUAUUCUUACACUUGAUAUUGAUGUAUUUCCAUCAGCUGAUCUAUUUCAUCAUCUUGUAUCAUUUUAUACGAAAAAAACAAAUAUAAAUGAAAUUUUAAAUCGUACAUUAUAUGUUAUUCCAGCAUUUGAAAUUCAUACUGAUACAAUAAAACGUUCUAUUGCAUUACCACAAAAUAAACGUGAAUUAAUAUUAUUAUGGAAUGAUGAACAAAUUCAACCAUUUCAAAAAGAUAUUUGUUUAUCUUGUCAAUCUUUAACAAAUUAUAAUGCAUGGAAAGAAGAAACAAAAAGUGACGAAAUUCUACCAAUAUUUCGUCCACAUUAUUCACAACCAUGGAAACCUUUUUAUAUUGGACCUAAAGAUGUACCUAUGUUUGAUUCACGUUUUAAAGCUCAUGCACAUGCAAGAAUAAGUCAAUGUUGCGAAAGUUUUAUGGCUGGUUAUGAUUAUGCUGUGUUGAAUAAUGUUUACCUUUAUCGAUUAGGUUUUAUUGAUAAAUCUCAAUUACCAAAUACGAAAUUAAUUGAAGAUGAUACAUCAUUAUUACUUUUUCAACAAUUUCAAGAAGAUCUAUUAAAACAUAUGCAAGGAAGACUAACAGUUUCAUCUAUAAAUACAGAUGAUGAAAAUGAUCCUAUAAUUCUUAAAUCACCAGUAUCAAUAAAAAAUCGCCUUCGAAAUUUUUUUGGUAUACCGAAACCAAUAGAUAAUGAAGAUUGUUCUUGGCCGACAAAUACACUUCUAUGUGCAAUUGUCUUUCUCGAAGAUGCUGUUAACUAUCGAUCAAUAGUACAUAAAGUAACAAAAAAUUAUUUAUUAGUUUAUCGAUGGUUUUCAAGUUCAUUAAUUCAAAAAUUGCAUCAUUUUGCUCUAACAAUUAAUCUUUGUUUGGCUUUGUUUGAACGACCAUCAUCCUUUAGUAUAACAUCAGACGUUAGUAAAAACACUGAUCGAAUUGUUUUUCCAUAUUCAUUACUAAUGAUCAUUGAGGGUUUAACGCUCAUCUGGUUUCUUGCUUAUAUUUGUACUAAAAUUGCAUGCCUCGGUAUAAAACAUGCUCGAAAACGUUUUUGGAUUAUUGCUUUUUUUAUUGUAACAAUUUAUUCUUUAUGUGAAUGGUUUGUUAUGAUUGCAGUUCGUCUUCGACGUAUUUUUCGUCCUUUAUUUAUGAUUGAAUCAUCUCAAUUAAUGAAAAAAGCUUUAAAAGCUGUGCAAAAAGAUUUAUUAACUAUUAUUGCUUGUGUUUCAAUGGCACUCGGUCAUAUUCUUUUCUUUGCUAUUAUUGCUAUGUUUCUCUUUCCUCGAUCAGAGACUGUAAAGAAUAGUCAAGGCAAUACUUAUUUUUCUAGUUUACAUGAUUCGGUUUUUCAAUUACUUGUACUUUAUUCAACAGCUAAUAAUCCGGAUGUAAUGAUGCCAGCUUAUUCAGAUAAUCGAUUCAAUGUUUUAUUCUUUCUCGUCUUUGUUAUUAUUGGCAUUUAUUGGAUACAAAAUAUAAUAACUGCUGUAGUCUAUCGAGCUUUUCGAGGAUAUUUUUUAAAUUCUAUUAUUAAUUCACAAUUACGACGCCGUUUAGCUAUAAGAGCUUCAUUUGAAGUUUUACAAAAACAAAUAUUAAAUGGAGUAUCAAAUGAAAAUACAAAGCCGGUACCGAUAUCUGUUGUUCAAAUAAUCGUCAAUUCAGCAUCAAUGAGUAAAUGGCAUUCAGAUCGAAUCAAUCAAAGAUUAUUUGAAUUAAAUUGCGAAACAGAUAUAAUCGAUCUUGAACAAUAUUCCAAAAUAAUGGAAUUAUUAGAUGUAAAUCCUAAAUUAAUAACUGAAAUUGAAUUUAAAACAUUAAGUGAAAGUUUAAUCGAUCGAUUUAAAGGUGUUGGUCGUUCGAAAAUUUUCGAUAGUAUUGGUACUCUAUUUGCUCUAUUAAGUGUUUUACUUGUUACAAUUGAAAUUAGUAAUCGUCAUUUAAAUUCCGAUUACAAAGAAUUAGUUGCUCAUAGUUUACUCAUAUCAUUUGUUAAUUUCAGUCUUAUGAUUUAUUUUGCUUUUGAAAUAAUUAUGAAAGCAUGGUCAUUUGGUCCAGAUAAAUUUUUUCGUUCAUCAUCAGCAAAUAUAUUAGAAGCAGCUGUAGCUUUUACAUGUCUUAUUUUACAAAUAAUACAUAUGGCAAUUCAUGGAUCACCUGUUAUUUCUGAAAAUGAUCUGAAUAUGACAGAAAAACAGAUACCAUUUUUAACACUAUGGGAAGCAAUAAAAAUAUGCAAUAUGUUAUUUAUUUAUCGAUUAGUUCGAUUUUUACCAGCAUCAAAAAAUAUACAAAUUGUCGUUGGUACUGUUAUUGAUGAAAUUCGAAAUGGUGGUGCUUUUUUUGGAGUUUUAUUUAGUUUUUAUUAUGCAUAUUCAAUUCUUGGCAUGGAAUUAUUCCGAGGUACUAUUGAUAAUCUUUAUAUACGUCAUAGUCAGAGAAAUAAAUCAGAUUGUGGUACUUAUGAACAACUUGAAUAUUGGCCAAAUAAUUUUAAUGAUUUUUUUUCAUCAAUUGUUACACUUUAUAAUAUAAUGAUUGUAAAUCAAUGGUUUGUUUUUGUCAAUGGUUUUCGAAGUGCAACAAAUUCCAGAUGGAGUGAAUUAUAUUUUAUUUUUUGGUAUUUAUUUGUAACAACACUUGGAUUAAAUAUAUGUCUUGCAUUGAGUGGUGAUAUUCAUGAUGCUAAAAAGAAACGAGCUAAUGAACAUGAAGAAUUAAUUGUAUCAAAUAUGUUUGAUAUUUAUCGGUCUCAAUUAAAUGAGCCACCACCUGAAGUGAUAACACAACAAUUAAAUGCACAUCCUUAUAUUAAUUUUCGUGAAAAUUUAUGUGAAAGAAUCAAUAUUGAGUGA
Molecule: messenger RNA, 3579 nt
Organism: Rotaria sp. Silwood2
Lineage: Eukaryota; Metazoa; Rotifera; Eurotatoria; Philodinida; Philodinidae
Source: the annotation of a GenBank genome assembly